GAGUUCGUCAACUUCAGCCAGGUGUACCAGGUAUGAUCUCCCAGGUCCAGGUAGAGGCCACCUUCCCUGAUGGAACUAAACUGAUUACAAUCCAUGCCCCAAUCUGCAGACAGGAUGGAGACCUGGAGCUGGCUCUGUACGGCAGCUUUCUACCAGUGCCCAGCCUGGACAAGUUUACCACACAAGAAGAUGAGGUUGUCAAUGCAAAGACUGAUGCACCCAUGACAGUGAUUCCAGGGGAAGUUCUGGCUGAAAGUGAGGCUGUGGUCAUUAACUCUGGCCGCAGACAGACCUCGCUGACCGUGACCAGCUUGUGUGAUAGACCAAUACAGAUUGGCAGCCAUUACCACUUUCUGGAGGCCAGCAAGUACCUGCGCUUUGAUAGGGAGGCUGCAUACGGGAUGAGACUGAAUAUUGCAGCUGGCACUGCCAUAAGGUUUGAACCAGGGGAAAGUAAAGAUGUCUGCCUGGUAGAAAUUGCUGGAAACAGGGUGGUGAGAGGAGGUAAUGGUUUAGGUAGUGGUCUUGUGGAGCCAGAGAACAUACCAGAGGUGAUGGAGAGAGUUCACUCACAAGGAUUUAAUCAUGUAGAUCAGCCAAGUGCCAAGAAAAGCAAGGUGCCCCCUGCAGAAGGUUCCACAGUUUCCAUUCCAAGGCAACUCUACACUGCCAUAUAUGGCCCAACUCGCGGGGACAAGGUUCGCUUAGGGGACACUAGCCUAAUUGUAGAAGUUGAGCGAGAUUUCACAAGUUAUGGGGAUGAGUUGAAGUUUGGUGGUGGCAAGGUGAUCAGAGAGGGGAUGGGUCAGGCGGCCAGGGUGACCAAUGAUCAUGCCCUGGACACUGUCAUUACCAACGCACUCCUUGUGGACGCCAUUGUGGGGAUUGUGAAAGCUGAUGUCGGCAUUAAGGGUGGUAUGAUAGCUGGUAUAGGGAAGGCAGGCAACCCAGAUAUCAUGGAUGGAGUGACACCUGGAAUGGUGGUUGGAGUAGGGACAGAGGUUAUUGCAGGAGAGGGGCUGAUACUUACUGCAGGUGGCCUGGAUGCUCACGUCCACUUCAUAUGUCCACAGCUGGCCAGAGAGGCCAUAGCCUCAGGACUGACCACCAUGUUUGGCGGCGGGACAGGGCCAGCCUCUGGGUCAUGUGCCACAACUUGUAGUCCUGGGCCUAAUCACAUCAAGUAUAUGAUCCAGAGCACAGAUGCCUUCCCACUGAACUUUGGCUUCACUGGCAAGGGCAACACCUCCAACAGUGAGGAGAAUGUGGAGGAGCUGGCUGAACAGAUACGGGCAGGAGCUAUAGGACUGAAGUUGCAUGAAGACUGGGGAACCACACCAUCUGCCAUAGAUACAGCUCUGAAAGUGGCAGAGAAAUAUGAUGUCCAGGUAAGAGUGAAAUGCCAGGUGUUUUUAGGGAGUAGGCAUGUCCACAGGCCACAUGUCGAAACCUUUACCUUAAGUGAUUUAAAAUGUGAUAAAAGCAAAAGAAGCCUGUCCAGACAAAACAUAGGUGGUGAUGGAGACAUUAAUUAA
This is a messenger RNA of Lingula anatina, 1535 nucleotides long. RefSeq lists its product as uncharacterized. Lineage: Eukaryota; Metazoa; Brachiopoda; Lingulata; Lingulida; Lingulidae. Gene Ontology annotation, molecular function: urease activity; nickel cation binding. Gene Ontology annotation, cellular component: urease complex. Gene Ontology annotation, biological process: urea catabolic process. The record is from RefSeq and is a predicted model, not a curated record.